CCAUUUGAGGUUAUUUGUAAAAUUAAUUCUGGCAACCCUGUUCCUGAUCGGCUUUUUCCCUCCAAAACUGUUAGCUGUCUCGUUCAUCCGUCACAUUUUCAAUCUAGCUAGGCAUCGACACGAAAUUGUUCCCAUAACGAAAACAUAUUUAUUUAGUUUGCCCAAAAUAUGUUUGUUCUUUUUUAUUUUACCGUUGGUGAACCUGGUAUAGGGACAAUUAGUUCAGUUAAGAGUCCAAUUCUGACAGACGAUGAAAAAGAAGACGUGAUUUCAACAGUACAAGAAAUAUGGAUUAGAGAAAGAACCAAACUAGUGAUCAGGUGGCCCAAAGAUUUCAACUCAGCAAUCUGCGAAAGAGUUUAUGAGAAAAACAAUCUUGUUGAUUGUGAUCACAGACCUGGAGUUGCUGUGGCAAUAUCGAGUAACCAAGAAAACCUGCUUCAACUCAGACAACACCUCAUUCUUGAUCAAUCUUCAGCAAAGAAGAAUGCAAAUGAGCUACGUGGCACAAAACAGAAGACAAGAAGGUUUCUUGUGUAUCCUGAAGGCGACAACACUCAAGAAGCAUCAUUUCCAGUAGUAGCUAAGAAAAGAAAACCCAACCCUGCAGAAAAACAACUUGUUAAAGUAAAACAUUUGUCUUUAAUGUGUUUACGUGUCCUGCCAUUUUGUGCUCUUUUGAUUGUCACGUGUUUCAAUUCCUCUCAUGCCGUGGGAAAUGUUUUUAUGGUUUCUUAAACGUACGUAAGCCUAUUUCCCACCUAGUUGUUCAUACUUGUGUGAAUUUAACCUUACUGCCUUAAUUUGCUGCCCUUGUUUCUGUUUUAAAGCCAAAGUUUCUGAAAUUUACGCAUUUCCCAGUCGAAUUUCACACUUGUGUGAAUUUUCCCUUAAUGCCUUAAUUUUUCCCCUUUUGUUUUUAAAGCCACGUACAAUCUAGAGUGACAUCAAUACAAUUCAUUUUGUCUACAAA
Daphnia pulicaria is the source of this 973-nucleotide messenger RNA. RefSeq lists its product as uncharacterized. Bases 169 to 738 code for a protein of 189 amino acids. The record is from RefSeq and is a predicted model, not a curated record. The transcript is spliced from 3 exons. NCBI's taxonomy places the organism in Eukaryota, Metazoa, Arthropoda, Branchiopoda, Diplostraca, Daphniidae.